AGAACCGGGACGUGGUCAAUUAGUUCUCCCGAAGAAAGAAAGAAAGAGAGAAUCUUCUUGUUUCAUUACAUGAAUGAACACUUUCUUCUUCUUGGUUGGGGAUCUAAAAUCUCGGUGUCCUUCCUUCUUUUUGUUUAGAAUUCACAAAAUGAUUGAUGAAAUGUUUAUGCUUUAGAUGGAGUUAGUUCAGUGUGCAAAUAUAUUUGUGGUGGAAUCAAGCCAGUGAAGAUAUUGUCCUUCUUCUUCUUCUUCUUCUCUAGGGUUUUCCAGAUUCGAAACCAAACAAAAAAAUGUUGUGUCGGAGAUUGGUGCUUGAGCCUCGUAUCACCCUCAGUCCAGGAGGUACUCUUGCAACUCAUUUGCUCUCUUGUUUCCUUCCCUCAUGCGAACGAGCCUUUUCUUUUGGUAGCGAUAGAAAUCUCUCUUACAGAGAGAGACUGAGAAGUGGAAUUGUUGGUAUCAAGAAAGAUGAUGCUGUUGCUAUGUUUCAGUCCAUGAUUCGGUCUCGUCCUCUUCCUACGGUCAUAGACUUCAAUCAGCUGUUUACUGCAGUUGCCAAAACAAAACAGUAUGAUCUCGUUUUAGCUCUCUCCAAUGAAAUGGAGUUUCAAGGGAUUGCACAUGACCUCUACACGCUGAGUAUCGUCAUCAAUUGCUUAUGCCGGCGUCGUCGACUCGGUUUUGCUUUUUCUGUGAUGGGGAAGAUGUUGAAACUUGGGUAUGAGCCUAACACUGUCACAUUCUCAACUUUGAUCAACGGUUUAUGUCUCGAGGGCCGAGUUUCCGAAGCUGUGGAGUUAGUUGAUCGUAUGGUAGAGAUGAAGGUUAUUCCAGAUCUCAUCAUACUUAACACUCUUGUCAAUGGACUUUGUCUUCAAAGUAAAGUGUCUGAAGCUAUGGCUUUGAUUGAUCGAAUGAUGGCUAAUGGAUGCCAACCCAAUGAAGUUACCUAUGGUCCUAUUUUAAACAGAAUGUGCAAGUCAGGGAACACUGCCUUGGCUUUCGAUCUGUUCAGAAAGAUGGAAGAUAGAAAGAUCAAGCUUGAUGCAGUCAUAUACAAUAUCAUCAUAGAUGGUCUUUGCAAAGACGGAAGCCUUGAAGAUGCCCUCAACUUUUUCAAUGAAAUGGAAACCAAAGGGAUCAAAGCAGAUGUCUGUACCUACAACUCUCUCAUAGGAGGCUUCUGUAGUUUUGGUAGAUGGGAUGAUGGUGCACAGCUGCUGAAGGAUAUGAUCACUAGGGAAAUCACCCCGGACGUCUUCACUUUCAAUACUUUGAUUGAUAGUUUUGUGAAAGAAGGAAAGCUUACCGAGGCUAAAGAGCUGUACAAUGAGAUGAUCACAAGAGGGAUAGAUCCUACUACCAUUACGUAUAAUUCUUUAAUAUAUGGGUUGUGCAUGGAGAACAACACCCUAGGUGAAGCCAACCAGAUGCUGGAACUGAUGGUUACCAGGGGAUGCGAUCCUGAUGUUGUGACGUUUAAUACCCUUAUAAACGGAUACUGUAAGUCUAAACGAGUUGAUGAUGGUAUGAGACUUUUCCGCAAUAUGUCUCUGAGAGGGGUGAUUGCCAAUACAGUCACUUAUAGUACUCUCAUCCAAGGCUUUUGUCAAUCUGGAAAACUCGAUGUUGCCAAAGAACUCUUCCAAGAGAUGGUUUCUCAAGGUGCUCAUCCUGAUAUUGUGACCUACAAAAUUUUGCUGGAUGGGUUGUGUGACAAUGGAGAACUAGAAGAGGCAUUGGGAAUACUUGACAAAAUGCACAAGAGUAAGAUGGAACUUGAUAUUGGUAUGUAUAAUAUCAUCAUUCACGGUAUGUGCAAUGAAAGUAAGGUCGAUGAAGCUUGGGAGUUAUUCUGUAGCCUACCUUCGAAAGGAGUGAAGCCUGAUGUGAAAACAUAUACUACAAUGAUAGGAGGACUAUGUAGGAAAAGCUCGCUAUCUGAAGCGGAUAUGUUGUUUACAAAGAUGAAAGAGGAUGGGAUUGCGCCAAAUGAUUGUACGUACAACACACUAAUCCGAGCUCAUCUCCGAGGCGGUGACAUAAGCAAUUCAGUUGAACUCAUCGAAGAAAUGAAGAGGUGUGGCUUUGCUGCACAUGCUUCCACCAUGAAGAUGGUUAUGGAUAUGUUAGUGGAUGGUAGAUUGGACAGAAGCUUUCUAGACAUGCUUUCUUAAAUGCUUCAUCUAACUAAGUGCCGAAACUGAACUUGUAGAGACUUCUCCAUGAACUGCGAUUGUCUCGUUCAGUCAAGUGGUUCUCCACUGAACUUAUUUUGCAGAUCUUUCUCAUAAGUUAGUCGGAAUGCGAAUUGGUCACGGAGAACUAGCCGAGAACCUUGGAUACUAAGAUGCUCCGAGUAUGGUAUUAUCGCAGGAAUUGUGAUCACAAAUAUGGUACAUAAGAAUUUUUUCCCGUGUGGCCGACCAUUGAUACGAUGAAUGUUCUUGUGUUAUCCAUGACCUGUUAGUAUUUGAUUUUUUCUCAAA
Molecule: messenger RNA, 2489 nt
Organism: Raphanus sativus (radish)
Lineage: Eukaryota; Viridiplantae; Streptophyta; Magnoliopsida; Brassicales; Brassicaceae
Product: pentatricopeptide repeat-containing protein At1g12300, mitochondrial-like
Exons: 2
Coding region: 291-2177 (628 amino acids)
Molecular function (GO): protein binding
Source: RefSeq, a predicted model, not a curated record